Molecule: messenger RNA, 598 nt
Organism: Hirundo rustica (Barn swallow)
Lineage: Eukaryota; Metazoa; Chordata; Aves; Passeriformes; Hirundinidae
Gene: NDUFB1
Product: NADH:ubiquinone oxidoreductase subunit B1
Exons: 4
Coding region: 142-318 (58 amino acids)
Cellular component (GO): mitochondrion
Source: RefSeq, a predicted model, not a curated record
GCAGCCCGUGGUGUCUCCCGGCCCGCCCGUUCCCGGUGCCCUUGGCGCGGUCCUGCGGGUCGCGGCGGCGGUGCGAGCAGCGGAUUAAAUCCUUUUUCCUGGGGUUAGCAGUUGGGAUUAUUUCCAAGAAACCCAGCAGUCAUGGUGAAUUUCGCCCAAGCUGUGCGUGAACACUGGGUUCACAUCCUUGUUCCCUUAGGAUUUGUGAUUGGAUGCUAUUUGGACAGAUGGAAUGAUGAAAAAUUGUCUGCCUUCAGAAACAAGAGCUUAUUAUAUAAAAGGGAGUUGAAGCCUGGUGAAGAAGUAACAUGGAGAUAAAAGCUGAUGAUGAAAAGGAAGACACUUUUUUUUGAUUCAUCAUCUUAUCUCACAUAUUGAAAGAACGGGAAUAUGGUUUUUACCCUGAGAGGAUACUACAGUAAAGGACAUCUGCAAUUCAUCAGUGCUAGUUUAAUUUCCAGUGUUACUUUUUGAAAUUUAUUUGAUUACAUGACUAAUAUGUGUGCAGGAAUUCCAUUAGUCCAUAAGAAUUGAGAAACUUUUGUUCCCCACUCUGGAAAAGAGAGGAAGAAUUAUAGAAUAAACUAUGCAAAAAUCA